Molecule: messenger RNA, 5864 nt
Organism: Salvelinus fontinalis (brook trout)
Lineage: Eukaryota; Metazoa; Chordata; Actinopteri; Salmoniformes; Salmonidae
Gene: shfl
Product: shiftless antiviral inhibitor of ribosomal frameshifting
Exons: 9
Coding region: 369-1322 (317 amino acids)
Biological process (GO): innate immune response; viral translational frameshifting
Molecular function (GO): sequence-specific mRNA binding; ribosome binding
Source: RefSeq, a predicted model, not a curated record
CUCGGAACUGGGAAUCCCGAAAUCCGACUUCAGUCUGUUAAAACAAAUGGGAACUCGCACAACAAAAGGGGCUCCGACUGGAAAAAAAUUGAUUUGAACGGUCAUCCAACUCGGAAUUUCAACUCGUGAACUCGGCCUCUUUCCAGAGCUCCGACUUAUCACCCUAAAGAUCCCUGACGUAAUGAUCUGACAUUGUAUUGUUCCAAGUUCCCAGUGGUUUUGAACGCGCCAUCUUAUCAACGUGAAAGUUGUUAACGUUAGUCAACACACUGCAACUGCAGCGCUACAAGGAAAUAGAUCGAUUGUUGAAAAAUAUGUUGCCAUAGAACGACAUAUACAAGGGUAAAAAAAGCCUAGACGAUAACAAAAUGAGCUGUCUGCAAGAUGAAUUUGAGCUGGAAAAAAGUGUCAGGCGGUUCAGGGAGACAUUCCAUGGAAAGAUAGCGGUGGAAAAGGCAACCUUACUGAUGAGACGCUAUGCCAACAAUCAUCAAAUGGUCACCUGGGCAGUUAUACUGAAGAAAGGCAACGAGCUGGAUGAUGAGGACAGAAAAUGCUUAGAGACGGAUCAGGCAGUCAAGAAUGUGGUGCAGAGACUCACAGCUGAGGACAGGGAACCUCUGGUCCCUCCUGCACAACAGCCCCGAGGAAGCAGACAGCCUGAAGACGAUAAUGAUAUCAAGGAGCUGGGAGAGCGUCUGCGGGUCCUGCCUCUCACUGAGAAGAACAAGAGAAUGUUUGAUAAUGCCCAGCGCCACCUCACCCCCUCUGUCCUGCACCAGUUUGCCUGCCAGACCUGUGACAAGGACUGGUGGCGUCGGGUGCCCCAGAGGAAGAGGGUAUCUCGCUGUCACCUGUGCAAGAAGAAAUAUGACCCUGUCCCUUAUGACAAAAUGUGGGGUAUUGGAGAGUUCUGCUGCACCAAAUGCACACGCUCCUUCAGGGGCUUUGGGAGGAUGGAUUUGGGCUCCCCCUGCUACUCCUGCCGAACUCUGGUGAUCCCAACAGAGAUUCUUCCUCCACGCAAGGGAGGGGUAGGAGUAGUAGGACCCAGAAAGCCUAUCCCACACAGCUGCCUCGCUGAGGACUGUUACAACAGACAAGAGCCCCAUGUUCCUGGGACAGAGUGUGUCCACCCCCGCAGUCGCCAGAGGAACAGGAAGCCUCGCGUGGUCAAUCCCAGCUCCAUCCACAUCAGCUCCGGCUCCACCGUCAACACCUGCCUGAGCCAAGGAAGCCUGGAGAACCUGUACGACCUCAUCAUGGAUGACAUCAGAGAGGAGAGUGAAGAGGACAACAGUAGUGGUAGCAGCAGCAGCUAGAGCAGCACUGAUGUUACCAGUGACCAACAGUCGUGAGCAGCUUCCAUGCUUCCCCAAUGGUGCUUCCAACGAUCAGGAUAUGAUGGUUUACCUUAGGUUCACAUUCAGUGUAAGGAUGGCAUCUCAUAGGCCUACCGACAUAGUAUUGGUUCUACUUUCCUUUCUUUUUAAAAACCAUGAAAAUACAGCUCAAUAUUCACAACAGUCAGAUGAUAUAAGUGAGAUGAUAUAACUAGUUUCAUGUUUUGCUUUUGGCUUUGUUUAUGCUUAUUGAAGUGUUGCCACGUGUUGUUGCUGCUACUUAAUGUCUGAAUGAUCAGGGGAGAUUGACCGCUCUGGCUACUGCCCAAAAUUCUGACUUUACUUUUGGUUACCUAUUCAGGAGUUAGCUUUCUAGUGAUGUGUGUUCAAAUAUAUUUGUCAUAUCAACUUGAACAAGAAUAUAUUAUAAAACACAAAUAAUGCAUUUUGGUUUCCCCCCAAAAACCCAAAUAAUGCAUGAAAUCUUACUAUUAUUAAUUUUCAAUACGACUCGGGUUCAAAUCAAAUUGUAUUUGUCACAUGCACUGAAUACAACAGGUGUAGACCUUACCGGGAACUGUUACUUACAAGCCCUUAACCAGCAAUGCAGAGUUUUAAAAAAGUACGAAAAUAAGAAAAGAUUCAAAAAUGUAACACAAUAAAAUAACAAGGCUAUAUAUAGGGGUUCCCAGUACGUACCGAGUCAAUGUGCGGGGUACAGGUUAAUUGAGGUAAUAUCUACAUGUAGAUAGGGGUAAAGUGACUAUGCAUAGAUAAUAAACAGCAAGUAGAAGCAGGGUAAAAAAGGGGGUCAAUGCAAAUAGUCCGGGUGGCCAUUUGAUUAACUGUUCAGGAGUCUUAUGGCUUGGGGAUAGAAGCUAUUAAGGAGCCUUUUGGAUCUAGACUUGGCGCUCUGGUGCCGCUUGCCGUGCGGUAGCAGAGAUAACAGUCUAUGAUAUGGGUGGCUGGAUUCUUUCACAAUUCUUAGGAGGAAAAAUCACAGACAUGCCACCGUGGAUUUUAAAUUCACUGUAAAUAAUUUAGAAGAUACCUAUACACCAAUAAAGCACAAUUUAUUCUGUUUGUUUAAGAAUAACCCGAGAAAAACAUUUACAGUGGGGUUCAAAGUUAUUGAUAAAGCUAAGCAAUAUUGAUUUUAUAAACUAAAGAAUUCAAAUACUGAGCUAUAUUGUAUGCGGGAAAAAUGUGGGAAAUUUUUAUUUUAUACUAAUAAUACAAUUCCUCAGAGAAAGAGAUGUUGUUUAACAGGUAUUAUUAUUUUUCUCUCAAAAAGGUAGUGAUAAAAAUUAUUGACACCCCUUAAGAUUCUUAUAAAUAAAAUAGUCAAAAGUUUUGUAUUUGGUCCCAUGUUCGUAGCACACAAUGACUACAAACUUUUUGGACACACUUGCGGUUAGUUUAAGUUGUGUUUCAGAUCAUUUUGUGCCCAAUAGAAAAUCAUGUAUUGUGUCUUUUUGGAAUCACUUUUAUUGUAAAUAAGAUUAUAAUGUUUCUAAACACUUCUACAUUAAUGUGGGUGCUACCUUGAUUGCGGAUAAUCCUUAAUGAAUCGUAAAUAAUGAUGAGUGAGAAAGUUACAGAGGGACUAAACUCCUAGGUAUAACAUUGGAUGGUCAAUUAUCAUUGGAUGGUCAAUUAUCAUAUUGACUAAGUUGUUGUGAAGAUGGGGAGGGGUAUGUCCCAUCUUGAUUACUUUCCGGUAAUAUGGUCAAAUGAAGCAAAGAAAAACCUAGCAAAUCUGCAGCUGGUUGAAAACGACAGCACGCCUUGCCUUUACAGUGCAUUCGAAAAGAAUUCAGACCCAUUGACUUUUUCCACAUUUUGUUACGUUACAGCCUUAUUCGAAAAUUGAUUCAAUAGUUUUUUUCUCAUCAAUCUACAUACAGUACCCCAUAAUGACAAAGCAAAAACAGGUUUUUAGACAUUUUUUUUAAAAACUGAUAUCACAUGUACAUAAGUAUUCAGACCCUUUACUCAGUACUUUGUUGAAGCACCUUUCGCAGCGAUUACAGCCUCGAUUCGUCUUGGGUAUGACACUACAAGCUUGACACACCUGUAUUUGGGAGGUUUCUCCCAUUCUUCUCUGCAGAUCCUCUCAAGCUCUGUCGGGUUGGAUGGGGAGCGUCACUGUACAGCUAUUUUCAGGUCUCUCCAGAGAUGUUCAAUCUGGUUCAAGUCCAGGCUCUGGCUGGGCCACUCAAGGACAUUCAGAGACUUGUCCCGAAGCCUGCAUUGUCUUGGCUUUGUGCUUAGGGUCGUUAUCCUGUUGGAAGGUGAACCUUCGCCCCAAUCUGAGGUCCUGAGUGCUCUAGAGCAGGUUUUCAUCAAAGAUCUCUCUGAACUUUUCUCCAUUCAUCUUUCCCUCGAUCCUGACUAGUCUCUCAGUCCCUGCUGCUGAAAAACAUCCCACAGCAUGAUGCUGCCGCCAUCAUGCUUCACCGUAGAGAUGGUGCUAUGUUUCCUCCAGGCAUGACACUUGGCAUUCAGGCCAAAAAGUUCAAUCUUGGUUUCAUCAGACCAGAGAAUCUUGUUUCUCGUGGUCUGAGAGUCCUUUAGGUGCUUUUUGGCAAACUCCAAGCGGGCUGUCGUGCCUUUUACUGAGGAGUGGCUUCCGUCUGGCCACUCUAGCAUAAAAAGAAGUCCUGCAGAGAUGGUUGACCUUCUGGAAGCUUCCCCAAUCUCCACAGAGGAACUCUGGAGCUCUGUCAGAGUGACCAUCAGGUUCUUGGUCACCUCCCUGACCAAGGCCCUUUUCCCCCGAUUGCUCAGUUUGGCCGGGUGGCCAGCUCUGGGAACAGUCUUGGUGGUUCUAAACUUCUUCCAUUUAAAAAGGAUGGAGGCCACUGUGUUCUUGGUGACCUUCAAUGCUGCAGAAAUGUUUUGGUACCCUUCCCCAGAUCUGUGCCUCGACACAAUUCUGUCUUGAAGCUCCUCGGACAAUUCCUUUGAUCUCAUGGCUUGGUUUUGCUCUGACAUGCACUGUCAACUGUGGUACCAAAUCAUGUCCAAUCAGAUUGAUAUGGAUUUUUUUUUCUUUUCGAUUUUAUAAUAAGGCUAUAACUUAACAAAAUGUGAAAAAGGGAAAGGGGUCUGAAUACCUUUUGAAUGCACAGUAACUGCAUAACAUCAACAACAUGCAUGCCAAUCUUUCCUUGUUGAGGGUUAAAGAGAGAUUAAAUACUUAUCUUGUAGUUUUUAUGAGAAAUAUUACUUUGAUGAGAAUUCCAGAUUGUCUGCGUAAUCAAAUAACAUACAUCUCAGACACCCAUACAUACCCCACAAGACAGGGGACUCGUCACAGUAUUAUACAGAGCCAUGAUCGCAUGGAACGCCCUUCUAUCUCCAAUUAAUCAAGCAAACAUCAAAAUGACCUAAAGACGUUUUAUAAAACAACAUCUCAUGGCACAAUAGGAACUGUGAAAUGACACACACUAACACGGUCUAAGGCACUGUAUCUCAGUGCUAGAGGCGUCACUACAGACACCCUGGUUAGAUUCCAUGCUGUAUCACAACCGGCCGUGAUUGGGAGUCCCAUUUGGAGGCGCACAAUUGGCCCAGCGUUGUUCGGGUUUGGCCGGUGUAGACCGUCAUUGUAAAUAAGUAUUUGUUCUUAACUGACAUGUCUAGUUAAAUAAAGGUCAAAUAAAAUAAAAUAAAUAUACAUUCUUUAGUUGUAUUGUUUGUAUAUCGUUGUAUUUUAUAUUUGUGUGACGGUUCUUGUCUAUCAGUGUUUUUUUACUUGUCGCGUUGCAUGUGUGGACCCCAGGAAGAGUAGCUGCUGCUUCAGCAAAAGCUAAUAGGGAUUCUAAUAAACCAAUAAAACCAAUAGUCAUUCAGGAUUUUCUGACACAAUACAUUAAUUACCAUUCAUUUCUAUUGGACACAAAAUAAUCUAAAACACAACCAAAACUAACUGCAAAUGCAUCCAACAAGUUUGUGGAGUCACAAGCUUGAUGUAUUCAUUGUUUGUUAGAAAUAUGGGACCAAAUACUAAACUUUUGACUACUUUAUUUUUACGAAUCUUUAAGGGUGUCAAUAAUUGGGACCGCUACCUUUUUGAGAAAAAAGUUAUUAUUUGUUAAGCAAAAUCAAUUUUUCUUUAGCAAUUGUAUUACUAUAAAAUUAUAUAAUUUCCCACUUGUUUUUGAGCAUACAAUAUAGCCCAGUAUUUGCAUAAUUUAUUUUAUACAGUCAUUAUUGCUCAUCUUUAUCAAGGGUGUCAAUGAUUUCAGACCCGCUGUGCACACUCUUUGCCCCUGGAAAAUAAUAUUUGUUUGCCAAAUUGAAGCAUAUGGAAAGCAGUUAGGAGCUUGGAAAUGCCUCAGGGAUGAAUCUAUUUUCAAGGUUAUCUUUUCCCUGAAGAAGGAGUAAAAGUUUAUUGAUGAUUUAUAAAUGAUCAAUAAAAUAACGUACUUAUAUCGUUAUUACUUUAAUUUAAAUGGCAUCACAGUAUGUGUUACCCUGAUAUCUUCAUAUAAUAAACAGAAGGUCGGACAAAUA